Messenger RNA from Emys orbicularis (European pond turtle), 1671 nucleotides. RefSeq names its product nudix hydrolase 17 (gene NUDT17). Gene Ontology annotation, biological process: NADP+ catabolic process; NAD+ catabolic process. The transcript is spliced from 8 exons. The record is from RefSeq and is a predicted model, not a curated record. NCBI's taxonomy places the organism in Eukaryota, Metazoa, Chordata, Testudines, Emydidae. Bases 1 to 900 code for a protein of 299 amino acids. Gene Ontology annotation, molecular function: NADH pyrophosphatase activity. Gene Ontology annotation, cellular component: peroxisome; cytosol.
AUGGAGAGCCUGGCGCGGGGGCUGGUGCGGCUGGCCAAGGGCAGCGCCCGGCCCGAGCGCGCCGGGUUCCUGCAGAGCAUCACCGGGCACUUCUGUGCGUCCCACGAGGACGAGGCGAUGGUCAGCUGCGGCUUGGACCAAAAUCAAUUUGUCAUUUCCGACAGCGAGUUCCCUGGCUCCACCCGGAUCCUUCUAAAGAGACCGUCCUUUUGUCCCAUCAAGCACCUGGAGGAGAGGCAGGCUGCCGCGCUGCCAGAGGCGCUCCGAGGCCGCGGGGUGGACGUGGGGGUGGCCGUCGUCCUGCAGUCCGUCGACAGGAGAGUCUUGCUCACGCGAAGGGCCAAGAAUCUCAGCAUCUUCCCCAACAUCUGGGUGCCCCCCGGUGGGCACAUGGAGCCGGACGAACAGUUGCUGGAGGCGGGCCUGCGGGAGCUGCAGGAGGAGACAGGCUUGCGGCUGGAGCCGGGCGGGUUCUCCUGGAGGAUGCUGGGCCUGUGGGAGUCCGUGUACCCGCCCAUGCUGAGCAGAGGGCCGCCGAGGCGGCACCAUGUUGUCGCGUACCUGUUGCUUCUUUCCACCGAGAGCCACCAGCAGCUACAGACGAGGAUCAAGGCGGACGAGAGCGAGGUGAGCGCCUACGCCUGGCUGGAACCCCAUGUUCUGGAGUGUAUCGCGGCGGUCGAGGACGGAGCAGAGAACACGGGACACGUGCCCAACAACCUCCCCCCAACCAUCAAAGCCAUGGAGCUGAGCGGGGGCUUGGCCUGGCCCACAGAACUUCCUACCGCCACCUUCCUGAACACAGCACCUGCAGCGGGGGAAGAUGUGGAACGGGUCAGCACCGGGACCAGGUUUGCCCUUCAGCUCUGGCUAGACACCUUAGCCGUGCGAGACAAGUGAGCAACGAAAUCCCAGGCCCCGGCCUCCCCACAGGGCAGACAGCUGGGGAGUGGAGCGGCCGGCGAAGGAGGUCGGCUCCGUCACCACCUCCUGCCCUCGGACCUGGUUUUACCAAGCACGGCUGCCGAGGCCUGCCAAGAACGAAGUUCCUGCUAGGGCUUGGAGCGGUGAGAAGGAAGGGAAGACGGGGAGUGGGGUCGCUCUCUGGCCCUCCCUCCUAUGAAGGAAGCAAUGGACAGGAAGGAAAGGCAAGUCCUGAAUGGACUAGGUGGGAGUGCCAGCAUUAAGCCCAAACCCCGGCUGCCUAGGACAGGGGGGAGUCGUUCACUGUCUUGGAAACCAGAGCGUGGAGAGACAUGUCAAGUAACAUUAGAAUAACCGCCCCUGCCCAAGCCAUCCAAGUGUCUUGCUUAGCCAAAGGGUGCACUGAAGAGACAGCGUGUGUCAGUGGUUUGAGCUCAGGACUGCAAGCUAGGAACUUGUGUUCCAAUUCCACCUUCCACUGACUACUUCAUGGCUCUGCCUCAGUUUCCUCUUGUGGAAAAUGGGGCUAACGCACCCUUCUCCCCAGGUCCCAGCUGCUCAAAUCCAGCUUGAACAGAGGCUUCUGCUCCACCAGUAACUGACACCGGCACAGUGGGGGGCUGUUUUGAACUUUAUUAUCUAAAAGGUAGUUUGCAUAUAAUACAAAGUGUUGCAAAUAAUAAACAGCUGGAUAUCAAACGGACAGAAUAAAUAAACCAGAGAAAGUGGCUAGCUGCUUUUUAAAGG